AAAAAUUGUAAUUAAAGUUUGAUUAGUUAGUUGGGGAAAAAAAAAAGAACAAAAAAGAAGAGUGCAUGCAAGGCUAAAAUUGAAUUUAAUGAAGGAUGGUAAAAAAUGGAUGAAGAAUCGCUUGGUUUUGGUCAUGGAUUGAUGCAUUGGUGGAAUAUUUGGGGUUCAAGGAAAUGUAGGAGUAGAAUUCUACGAAAGCUCAAGAGUUGGUCCAUGGAAAAUGAUUGUGAGGAAGGGUUAGGAAAGGCAGAAGGGGCAUGGUGGCUUUGAUUUUGUCGGUUGAAAGUCUCAUAUGUUACAAUACUGAUCUGUACAAGUCGUCUAGUUGUGUAUGCUAAUUGGACUCUGAUUCCAAUUUUCAUAAACUGUGAAUGUUGUAUUGCUCUUGUUUUAUCCACACUUUCUUGAUUUGUAUUACCAGCAAUAACGUUAAGGGAAUGAUCACCAUAAGAAAUAAGGUUUUUUAGU
This is a messenger RNA of Rubroshorea leprosula, 468 nucleotides long. The record is from the annotation of a GenBank genome assembly. NCBI's taxonomy places the organism in Eukaryota, Viridiplantae, Streptophyta, Magnoliopsida, Malvales, Dipterocarpaceae.